Dryobates pubescens (Downy woodpecker) is the source of this 1220-nucleotide messenger RNA. RefSeq names its product 3-hydroxy-3-methylglutaryl-CoA lyase (gene HMGCL). The transcript has 9 exons. The coding region runs from base 17 to 1114 and encodes 365 amino acids. Gene Ontology annotation, molecular function: hydroxymethylglutaryl-CoA lyase activity. NCBI's taxonomy places the organism in Eukaryota, Metazoa, Chordata, Aves, Piciformes, Picidae. Gene Ontology annotation, biological process: L-leucine catabolic process; ketone body biosynthetic process. The record is from RefSeq and is a predicted model, not a curated record.
ACGCCGCUAACCUCUGAUGCGAGGAGGGUCCCAUCCAAGACAAACAGCCCGUGUUUACUUAGCGACAGGAGCCAAGCCGGAAAGCCAUCGUAUAAGUACCCGGCGGCUCAGCCGCGCCGCAGUGCCGCAGCCCGAGGGAACGAUGCCACAGUACGACACCGGCUCGCUGGCGUGGGACGGCCCGCGGGGGCAGGUCAGCUCCGCGGCGGCCGGCGGAGCCUUCCCGAAGAGGGUGAAGGUGGUGGAGGUCGGACCGCGCGAUGGGCUCCAGAAUGAGAAGAACGUUGUGCCAACGCCAGUGAAAAUCAAUUUGAUCAAUAUGCUGUCAGAGACAGGGCUUCAGGUGAUAGAGGCCACCAGCUUUGUUUCCCCUAAGUGGGUUCCUCAGAUGGCUGACCACACAGAAGUCAUGCAAGGAAUCACCAAGCUGCCAGGGGUCAGCUACCCUGUGCUGACCCCCAACCUGAAGGGCUUCCAGGCAGCGGUGGCAGCAGGGGCCCAGGAGGUGUCCAUCUUUGGAGCAGCAUCUGAGCUCUUCACUAAGAAGAACAUCAACUGUUCCAUCGAGGAGAGCUUGGAGAGGUUUGAUGAAGUGAUGACAGCAGCCAGGGCAGCCAGCAUCCCUGUCAGGGGGUAUGUUUCCUGUGUCCUUGGGUGCCCCUAUGAAGGCAAGAUUUCUCCAGCUAAAGUUGCAGAGGUCUCAAAGAAGAUGUACUCCAUGGGCUGCUAUGAGAUCUCCCUGGGUGACACCAUUGGCAUUGGCACCCCGGGGAGCAUGAAGGAGAUGCUGACAGCAGUCAUGAAGGAGGUGCCAGUUGGGGCUCUUGCUGUUCACUGCCAUGACACCUAUGGGCAAGCUCUUGCCAACAUCCUGGUGGCACUUCAGAUGGGUGUCAGCGUGGUUGAUGCUUCUGUAGCUGGCCUGGGAGGCUGCCCCUACGCCCAGGGAGCAUCAGGAAACGUUGCCACAGAGGACUUGGUGUACAUGCUGAAUGGCCUGGGCAUCCAAACGGGUGUGGAUCUGCAGAAGCUGAUGGACACAGGCACAUUCAUUUGCAAUGCUCUCAACAGAAGAACCAAUUCCAAAGUGUCCCAGGCAUGCUGCAGACUGUGAUGUGGAACUGAGUUUCUCCCUGGAUCAAGAAGCAAGCAAGGGUCAGGCAUUGGCUGGGUUUCCUCUCUGCUCUGCUGCCUUCAGUGCUCCCCCAGGCUCAGCACUU